Molecule: messenger RNA, 1852 nt
Organism: Cololabis saira (Pacific saury)
Lineage: Eukaryota; Metazoa; Chordata; Actinopteri; Beloniformes; Belonidae
Product: serine/arginine-rich splicing factor 10-like
Exons: 7
Coding region: 89-883 (264 amino acids)
Molecular function (GO): RNA binding
Source: RefSeq, a predicted model, not a curated record
GGCGCCUUCCGAAUGCGCAUGCGCCGCAGAUUUGCUUCGCCAGGUUUCGCGUUGAAACUAUUUUUUUCUGCCGCGUUUGUGCAACUGCAUGGCCAGAUACAUGAGGCCCCCGAACACAUCUCUGUUUGUCAGGAACAUCUCUGACGAGUCCAGGCCUGAGGAUUUGCGGCGUGAGUUUGGCCGCUAUGGGCCGAUAGUAGAUGUCUACAUCCCACUUGACUUCUAUACACGCCAGCCGAGAGGAUUUGCAUACAUUCAAUUUGAGGAUGUGCGUGACGCAGAAGAUGCCCUCCACAGCCUGGACAGGAAGUGGGUUUGUGGUCGGCAGAUCGAGAUCCAGUUCGCCCAAGGUGAUAGAAAAACACCCAAUCAGAUGAAGACGAAGGAGAGGCGUUCGCCCUCUGGUCGCUCGUCCCGCUACGACGACUACGAGCGAGAGGGCCGGCGCAGGCGGUCGCGCAGCCGCAGCUAUGAACGAUACAGAUCACGCAGCCCGUCCUACGAUCGCCGCCGCAGGCGAUCUGAAAGUCCCAGAGAAUCUCGUGGGCGGAUGUAUGCGAGAGGACGAAGCAGGAGCCGUGAAGGAGAAAGUGGAAGUGGACGGGAGAGACGACAGUUUGCAGCUCCAAUCUCUGAAGUUGGUUCUCAAUACAAGCAGCGGCCCCGUAGAGAGUCCAGGGAGGGGUCCCGGUCCUGCAUGAGGUCUGCGUCUCCGCGGGAGAACGCCAACCCGCCGUCGGCCUCCCACUACACCGAGGAGGAAGUGCGGCGUGAGCAGCGCGAGCAGCAGACCCCCUCCCACUCCAGGUCCAGGUCCGUGUCCAGGUCGCGAUCUCGCUCACGCUCUCGGUCCUGGGCCGGGCGGAAGUCCGGAGGACGCUGAGCAGAAGCCGCCGCCGCCCUCCCGCCCGACUCCCCUCCCAUCCCCCGCCUGAUGGACCUGAGGUGGUCGUUUAAGAGAGGAUGAUUUGUUUUUGACGUGAAUGUGACACCCACUGAACCAUCUGUAGAAAGGUUGUUUUCUUUGUUUUUGUUUGUUUUGCAGCUCCAGUUUCAGCAGCGCUGCUUUCUCGGCUUUGUUUUAUAAAACUGUUUCGUUAAAGCUUCCCACUAGGAAUAAUAAGUGCUGGUUUGAGUUCAGUGGUACCAAGCCAAGAUGAAGAUGGUGUCUUUGUUUUUAAUCGAACAGUAACUGAUCAUUUUUGAAACAUUUUCCACCAUUUUUGCUAGUCGAAACCAGUAUUUGUCGAUGGAUCUGAUGUUUGUGCGUCUCGCUGCAUUUAUAACAAAAUAUGUACUUAAUACUCGAGUGCUGACCUUCCUCAUCACACGUUCAUCAUUUCUCCUUAAGAAUCGGCUUCAACAUUGCUUCAGAUACACAAAUGGUCACAUGACUCCUGCAGGACGACCCGGUCGGGGUCGGAAGUCCCGCAGGGAUCAUGUGACGAGUCCUUGAGUUUAAGAAAUAAAGUGGCAAACUUCCGGGAAAUAAAACAGACUAAAUGCAAGUUUAAUGACGGUUGGCAGUUCUGUGAGUUUAGGUGCUGAGAUGUGUGAACAUGAUACUGUGGUCCUCUAAAAGUGUUAAACUGUCAGGACUGUACUCUCCGUUUUAUUUUAGUGGUGGUUUGUGUAAAAGUAGAUCGUUUCAAAUGGCAUUUUAUUUUAUACAAUUUUUUCCAAAUGGCAGUUCCGAGCGGAGGAAGCAGAAUUUCUCAUCGGUGUUUACUUGACUGUUGAUUGAUUUUCAGACUGACUUUGUCACUGCAUGUUUUAUCCCCUUAAUCUUCUAUCUUUAGUAGGAAGAAACUGUUAUUUUGAGUAAUAAACUGAUGAUUCCAGUAAAAACUAA